Molecule: messenger RNA, 924 nt
Organism: Castor canadensis (American beaver)
Lineage: Eukaryota; Metazoa; Chordata; Mammalia; Rodentia; Castoridae
Source: RefSeq, a predicted model, not a curated record
AUGACCGACGGCACGUGCCGUGACGCACUUGCCGCGGUGCAAUGCUUUCACCGCGACCAGCACCCCGGCCCCCCGCCGCCACCUCCGCAGGGACUACCCGGCCAGGCUUCGCUUCUUCAAGCAGCGCCUGGCGCUUCGAGGAGUUCCAACAGUACCUUGGUGGACGAAUUGGAGUCAUCGUUUGAGGCUUGCUUUGCUUCUCUUGUGAGCCAGGACUAUGUCAGUGGCACUGAUCAGGAAGAAAUUCGAACUGGUGUCGAUCAGUGUAUCCAGAAGUUUCUGGACAUUGCAAGACAGACAGAAUGUUUUUUCCUACAAAAAAGAUUGCAGUUGUCUGUCCAGAAACCAGAGCAAGUUAUCAAAGAGGAUGUCUCGGAACUAAGGAAUGAAUUGCAGAGGAAAGAUGCUCUGGUCCAGAAGCACCUAACAAAGCUGAGGCACUGGCAGCAGGUGCUGGAGGACAUCAAUGUGCAGCAUAAGAAGCCAGCUGACAUCCCUCAGGGCUCCUUGGCCUACCUUGAACAGGCAUCUGCCAAUAUCCCUGCACCUCUUAAGCAGACCUAAGGGCAGUUGGUCUGGCCUGCAAGUCAGCCCAUGCGGACAGUUUUGCCAAACGUCCCCUCUGGUGGACAUGGCAUUUUGGAAGAACUUUUAGUUGGUGAAUGAAUUGAUGUUAGUUUUAUGUUGCAACCUAGAAUUUUCCCCCUAUUUUUAUGAGUGAUUAAUUUCUUGUGUUUUUUUGUGAGACAGGGUUUCUCUGUAGCCCAGCCUGGCUUUGAACUCUGUAUGCUCUUGCCUCAGUCUACCAAGUGCUGAUUUCUUAUGUACAUUAUAAAAAAGUCUGUAGGUUUGCUAAGCUGAGUAAGUGUUUUGUCUUUGGCAGAAUUUAAACUGCUAGUGUGAAGACACAGAUUCUUUGUUUUA